AUGCAGGUGAACGACGCUGUUGAGCGCCGCGUGUUCCUGGAUGCGGCUGCCGGUGGUGAUCUGGAUGGAGUGAACGCAUGGAUCUCCGCGAGAAGAGACGUAAACGUGACGCUGGGUGAGGGCUGGACGGCGUUGCUCUACGCGGUGGCACACAGUCGCAUGCGUAUCGUGCAGAGACUUCUGAAGGAGGAAACCAUUGACUUGAACGCCACCACAAUGUAA
This is a messenger RNA of Phytophthora nicotianae INRA-310, 222 nucleotides long. RefSeq lists its product as hypothetical. The coding region runs from base 1 to 222 and encodes 73 amino acids. The transcript has a single exon. Gene Ontology annotation, molecular function: protein binding. NCBI's taxonomy places the organism in Eukaryota, Oomycota, Peronosporomycetes, Peronosporales, Peronosporaceae. The record is from RefSeq and is a predicted model, not a curated record.